Molecule: messenger RNA, 2044 nt
Organism: Ananas comosus (pineapple)
Lineage: Eukaryota; Viridiplantae; Streptophyta; Magnoliopsida; Poales; Bromeliaceae
Product: diacylglycerol kinase 5-like
Exons: 13
Coding region: 269-1762 (497 amino acids)
Molecular function (GO): ATP-dependent diacylglycerol kinase activity
Source: RefSeq, a predicted model, not a curated record
CUUUUUAAAAAAAACAAAAUCUCCUAAUUUUCCUCUGCGGAUCUGGGGAUCCAAGGCGUCUCAGUGGAAUUCCGUCGAAUUUGCGGUGUUUGAAUCGAUCGACCUCCGGGGAUUAGGGAGGAGGAUUUUGGGCGUAUACGUUUAAUGGAUUCGUUGAUGUUGUUGUCACAGUGAUCUGUUGUUUGAUCCGUAUCCCGCACACGCUACUGCUCGAUCCCCCUCUUCCUCUGUUUGUUACAACUUGGAAAAUAAGAUUUUUGCAAACGAAAUGAUGGAUUCGGAAGUGGACCACAACGGUGCUGGGACAUGCCAUCCAUUGGAGGACUUCUAUAUCCCUGAUUACAUACUGGUACCAGAGUCCGAACAAGGAAGCAUUAGUUCCGAACCUUCUUGCCCUGUGAUAGUCUUCAUCAACUCUAAAAGCGGUGGUCAGCUUGGAGGUGAUCUAAUUAAAACAUAUCGCGAGCUUCUUAAUAAAUUACAGGUUUUUGACCUCGGAGAGGAGGCUCCAGAUAAGGUGCUGCACAAAUUAUAUCGCAACUUCGAAAGACUCAAGUCCCUCGGAGAUAUUGGUGCUGCAAAUAUUCAGAAGAAUUUGAGAUUAAUUGUUGCGGGUGGUGAUGGCACUGCAAGUUGGCUGCUUGGAGUGGUCAGCGAUCUUAAACUUGCUCAACCACCUCCCAUUGCUACAGUGCCUCUGGGAACAGGAAACAACCUUCCCUUUUCUUUCGGAUGGGGUAAGAAAAAUCCUGGUACAGAUCAUGAGUCUGUAAAGUCUUUCCUCUUUCAAGUGAAGAAAGCAACAGACAUGAAAAUUGACAGUUGGCAUAUUGUUAUGAGGAUGAGGGCUCCCAAGGAAGGUACCUGUGAUCCAAUCGCGCCGCUUGAAUUACCACAUUCCUUGCAUGCAUUUCAGCGUGUGUCAAGUGCAGACUCAUUGAAUGUGGAAGGCUAUCACACAUUUCGCGGCGGAUUUUGGAACUACUUCAGUAUGGGAAUGGAUGCCCAAGUAUCCUAUGCAUUUCAUUCUGAGCGGAAGCUGCACCCUGAGAAGUUCAAAAAUCAGCUAAUCAAUCAGGGUACAUAUGCUAAGCUUGGAUGCACGCAAGGAUGGUUUUUGGCUUCUCUAUUUCAUCCUUCUUCAAGGAAUAUUGCUCAACUUGCAAAGGUGAAGAUCAUGAAAAAGCCUAGUCAGUGGGAAGAUCUUCACAUCCCUCGGAGCAUUAGAUCCAUCGUCUGCCUCAACUUACCGAGCUUUUCUGGAGGUUUAAAUCCUUGGGGAACUCCUAAUAAGAAAAAAGUGCGAGAUAGGGACCUUACCGCACCGUAUGUUGAUGAUGGCCUUCUCGAGGUUGUCGGCUUCCGAGAUGCUUGGCAUGGGCUGGUGUUGAUUGCUCCCAAUGGUCAUGGCACUCGUCUUGCACAGGCGCAUCGGAUUCGUUUCGAGUUCCACAAAGGCGCAGCAGACCACACAUUCAUGAGGAUUGAUGGGGAGCCGUGGAAGCAGCCGCUUCCCGAGGACGACGACACCGUAGUGGUAGAGAUCUCUCACCUCGGUCAGGUGAACAUGCUCGCCGCCCAGCACUGCAAAGCGAAAAGCAUCAACGACCCCUCGACGCCAUCGGCGGGUAGCAGCAGUGGUCAUUUUGAUGAAGACAGUUGCGAAGAUUCUGAGGAUGAAUGGGAGGGAGAGAGGCGGAAAUUUGGUGCGGCGGAGACUUUCAAAAUUCCCGAAGAGAUUGACAUUGCUCAUCUCAGUUAAAGAGAUGGAGGUUAAUUAUUGCCCGGUUAAUUAUGGUUCUGGUACUUUGGGCUCUUAACAGACGGAAGGAUUGUUUGUCCAGAUAUUGAUGAUUAGUGAGGAUCAUAAUUCUAUUCAAACAAAUUGCUUGCACAUUUAUUGUAUUAAUUAAUUAAUUUCCGAUUUUGAUGGUUAAAAUAGUUGUCUAUGUGUGCUGCUGCUGCUGCUGCAUUUCCAUGCUAAUAGGAUACGCGUCAUCAAGUUAUGCUGAAAUGAAAUGGUUCGUGGUUCGCUGCCGUUUUA